AUGGAAGGAUUAGCGACGGAUAAAGACCUCACCACCAUGAAUGAAGAGACGAACGAAAACGGAAAUGAUCUGUUAAUAGGGCUAGCAACUCUAAACGAUCACGAAGGAGAAGCAACUUAUGAUAAGAAAGAAGAUAUGGCGAUAUCGAUGCAUAUGAACGAGCAAGACAAAUUAGACGUACCAUCAUUGGUCGAAAUAUGUAAACAACAAUUGAUAGUAAUUUUGAAGGACAUGUCAGCCGAUUCGAACAGUUCGGAUGAAAAAAAUUCUUUUAUGUAUCACCUGAACAGGUUAAGAAGUGCAGUAACCGUUGUAGAUUUGCACAAUUAUAUUGCCGUGUUUGGCCCGUGUCUAAGCUUCAACAAAUUGCCUUCCACCUGGAACAUAUCCGUAUGUGAUUAUUUAAAGCAGCAGCUGAACAUACUUCGGGCUGCGGACUCACAACAGAACUCAAGUAACUACGUUAGCUAUUUCGAACUACCUAACGAUUAUGAAGAUAUUUUAAAUGACAAGAAAAGGAAUACAACCAUCACGGGUAGUAACUCCCUACAAGGGAACCUUCUGUCGAAUAACAUAAAUUCGCAGCUGUCCAUGAAGGGGAGUAGCAUACAUAUGAAUUCUGCCAACAGUACGAGUAAUGUAAGCGGGAAUGUAAGUGGAAAUGCCACUGGACAGAUCAGUAUGAAUAGCGAAGGAGGCAAUUUAGGAUGUUUUACACUAGGUGAUCAUGAAGAUAGCAACAUUGUAGAAGAUUAUUAUGAUUGCCUCAUGAGGACGAAGUUAUCGGAUGAUUCCUCGAAUUGUUUAAAAUAUAUGAUGAAUUCGAAGAAUGAUUCAUUGAGCAAUACGGAUCUGGAAAAUGUUAUAUCUUAUUUGAAAAAGUACGAAGUGAAGGCUAAUAAAAAUUAUUGCAGUUUGGAGGAUGAGUUGAAAUAUAGUAAAGAUUCAGAUUUUGACUACCAGGAGGACUACCUAAAGGAUAAGACUCUGUACGAUUCCGACUUGGAUGAUAAUAAUUUAUUUGAUAGCAACCUGAUAAGCAGGAACAUGAACGACAGCAGUAGCAGCGUGAUGAAUAUGAAUUUGGGCAUUCCGAAUAGCGGCACGGGAAAUAACAGCAGCAACAAUUUCAGUAGCAAGAAUUUUAGUAUGAAAUAUGAUGCUUUGAAGAAGAAUAACAGCGAUGUUAUGAACACAUGGGCGAGAGCAUGCACCGAGGGGCAUCCUGAAUAUCUGCCUAGGAUUCCUGGAGUUCGAUUCAAUCCCAAGAAGCAACAAUGGCUAGCUGCUUGGAACGAUAACACCAGAGAGAUUAGGAGGUACUUCUCCGUUAAGCAGUACGGUUUUGAACAAGCCAGAAUUUUAGCCGUGAAAGCUAGACAAGAAGCUGAGAAGGCAGGCGCUCGGUGCAAACCCAUGUUCCAUGUGCAUGGAAGGAAGACAAUGGAAAACGGUGCAAACGAUGUUAUGAAGAAUAAUAAUGAACUGUUGAUGGAGGAUGGUACCAUCGCGAACAACAACGCAGGAGGGAAUAAUAACAUUAGAGGAGGUAGCAGCCUGGGUGGCAAUAUGGGCAUGAUCAGUAGUAGCGCAAACAAUGCGACCCACGCAGGCACAAACGUAGCGAUGACCAGUGGAGCCAUGCCCGCAGGAGGAACACACGAACAUAUAAACAAGAAAGAAUUAUUGAAAAAUGAAAAUAACAAAGGAAUUAAGCGAGGAAGGGGGAGACCUCCUAAGAGGAAACUGAGCGAAGAUUCGCACCUAUCACUUGACGAUAUGGAGCAGACGCUAUGUAGAAAUGGAGAAAACGCAGAAUUGAUGGAAGCUAUUGAAUCUUUCGAUAAAAACUGUACGAGACCGAUGAAGGGAGUAUCGUACAAUGAUCGAAAGGGUUCUUGGCUAGCCUAUUGGUCCAUAGGGAAAAAUUUCCAGAUGAGAAGAUUCCCCAUAAAGAAGCUAGGUUUCGAAAAGGCAAAGGAGCUAGCCAUUCAGUGUCGAUUAGAAGCAGAACAAGCAGGAGCGACAACCACGGAAAAUAGAACCAAAAGGAUUAGAAACUUGCUAAACAUAAAUUCGGAAAAUACGAUGGAUGUAAUGAUGGACAUGAAUUCACUAGACCCGGAAGAUAAUCUAAAUGACACGAAUAAAAGCCUCAAUGCAAAUAUGAUAAUGUCGCAGAUGCAUUACUAUAAUGCACACGGAAUAAAUAGCAACAAUAAUAUGCACCCAAAUAAAAUGCCACAUAGUGAUUGCCAAGAAAGCGAAAAUGAUUAUUCGCCUACGAAGAGGACAAGGGCACCCAGAGGAAGAAGAAUGGAGAGCCUAACUGCACGUGCUAGUGCUCUCACCCCAGUAGAAGGGGUUCGAUUCGACCCAUAUUCCUAUUCCUGGUUCGCCAAAUAUCUGGAAAAUGAAAAUUCCAAAGAACCCAAAAUAUCCAAAUAUCUUCUAAAAAAAUGGGGGUUCAAUAAGGCACACAGUUUGGCUGUCCAUACGGUAAAGUGCGCUUACAAAGCUGUCCCAUUUACAGACGAGGAGCUGAUUAACAUAUUUAAUGUAGACUCGAAAAAUCUCGUAAAUAAUCAAAACAAUCUGAUGAAUUUGACAUUUAAGGACACAUACAGGAAUAAUACAGGGGCCAAUGGGAACGCUUAUAACGCCAGCAACUACGGUGCAAUGGGUGUAUCGAGUGCGGCGAAUAGCGCGCUUAUGGGCAACAUGGGGUACAUGAAUGGUACCAUGGGCGGGAGCGUUGGCAUGGACCAUGUUGUGAGUGGCAUGGCUAUUAGCGGGGUCAGCGGCGUUGGUGGGGUUAACAGCGGCAACUUUGCGCAAAACAUAGGCGCCUACAAAGAGGGCGUGAACAACACACACGGCCUAAUGAACAACAUAGGAAGCGGCGGGACGGAGAAAAACACAGACAUGAGCAGGAUGAAUGAUGAGGAAACGACUAUCGGGAAUGCAAGUGGCAACAACGUUAAUAUACUGACUAGCAUGGAUAACACGAAGAGCAUGAUAAACAACGUCAACGGUGCCAACAACAUGAAUGCUGCUAGCAAAAUGGGCAUAAUUAACAGCUGCACGUAUAACUACAAUAGUGGGGGUAGUGGCAUAAGCAACGGCGCAGCGGGAGCACUAGCAGAAGGAGCUAGCCCAAAUAAUUACCACCACGGGGGAUUCUUAUCCAACAGCGGAAUCAUUGUCGGUGCCAACUUAGGUGAGAACAAUGUGAACGCCUCAUCAUCCAUUAAGAGCAAUACAACCAUUGCAAAUGGAGUAAAUGUGUAUAUGAAUGAACAAAUGGGGUUAAAUACAAACUACAGUGGAAAAAGUUUCCCAUCAGGGGAAGUGUUAGUUGCGCCGGGUGCGUCCGCAGCAAUGUUGGACGAUGAAAAUCCAAAGGUGGUAAACAAAGCACACCUAAUGGACAGCAGUAAGGGCGCAGGAAAUAAUGCCUGUGGGAAUGUCACACAGAGUAAUAAUGUAGAUAAUUACCUAAUGGUUAGCGAGUGUGUUCUAAAUAAUAACAACAGAAAGGUGAGUGGGGCUCAUGUUGUCAACAAGACGAUAUGUGGAGGUGGAGCAGCAGCCUUCGGCCAUCACCACAUGGAUGACCCAGCUGUAGUGGGUGUAGGGCGACUGAACGAAAUGCACAUGAAUGGAGAGAAUGACAUUAACACGAAUCCAACAAAUGCUCAAUACGGCAUUGCAUCCUCCGGUUCUAACAUAAACAUGAAUUCUGAACCGGUCAUGAAUAAAGGCCUGGUCAACAGCUCCAGUGGCACCGUAAAUAUGGGAGCGAACAACAAUGAUAGUAAUAGCAGCAUCCUGGAGGGACGUGAUGUAAUAGACGGCAGCAGAGGCGUGGAGCAUUCCCUGGAGCAAGGGAAGUUUGUAAAUAUAAUGAACGACUCAGGAAACAUUGAUAACGGUGUCAACAAUGACAACGGCGCGAAUAGUAGCUAUGCUAAUAAUAGCCCUUAUGGCCCAAACGCAGGUGCCAAUUUUAACUCGUACGACGGUGAAAACGCGGGCACGGCCAAUGUGAUUGGCUCUAACGCCAAUGAGCUGAACGACUCCUCCAUGUAUUACAUGAACGUGAAGCCGGAGAUAAAGACGGAGCAGUGA
Molecule: messenger RNA, 4131 nt
Organism: Plasmodium inui San Antonio 1
Lineage: Eukaryota; Apicomplexa; Aconoidasida; Haemosporida; Plasmodiidae
Exons: 1
Coding region: 1-4131 (1376 amino acids)
Biological process (GO): regulation of DNA-templated transcription
Molecular function (GO): DNA-binding transcription factor activity
Source: RefSeq, a predicted model, not a curated record